Molecule: messenger RNA, 2593 nt
Organism: Vitis riparia (riverbank grape)
Lineage: Eukaryota; Viridiplantae; Streptophyta; Magnoliopsida; Vitales; Vitaceae
Product: transcription termination factor MTEF18, mitochondrial-like
Exons: 2
Coding region: 242-2011 (589 amino acids)
Biological process (GO): regulation of DNA-templated transcription; chloroplast organization
Cellular component (GO): chloroplast
Molecular function (GO): double-stranded DNA binding
Source: RefSeq, a predicted model, not a curated record
AGGGUUCUGCAAUUCAAAUUCCUUUAAUGGCUGUCGCUGAAACUCCAGCCGGAGCUGAAGAAGAAUAACCCUUAAACUUGAUCUUCUCCAACUUUCUGAAUCUAGUCCGAGUUUCACUUAACCGUCGAAAUCCACGGUAAGAAAAUCUACCAAAGACUGUUCUUUAUUAUCAUCUUGAGCUCAAACCUAGGCUCUUUGAUCUUGUAUUCGUCACCAGUCUCCACAUCUCAUAAAUCUAGUCAUGAACCGUUUUCAGAAACUCAGAACGAAGAGUGUUUUUAAAUGGGUUUCUCUAAAUUUCUCAGAAAACCUCCUCAAAUCGUCAAAAGCCCCAUUUUUGGGUGCUGGGUCAUUUCGCAUUUGCCCAAACCCUAGAUUUUAUGGAAGAAAAACAAGCGCUGAAUCCGAAAAUUUUCAAAAUUCGGUGGAAACCUCGAUCAUUGAUUUUGAAAAUGUUGGCCAUAUUUCUCGGACAACCAGGGCGCAAGCUCAAGCCGCAUUGUUGGAAUACUUGCACUGUACUAGGUCCUUACAGUUUAUGGAUGCAGAGAAUAUGAGUAAAAAUUCUCCAUUUUUUCUUGAAAAGAUUUUGGGAAAGGUAAAAAAUGAAGCAGAGAUUGGGAAGUCCAUAACCAGGUUCUUGCGGUAUCACCCCAUUAAUGAGUUUGAACCAUUCUUCGAAAGUUUGGGUUUAACACCUUCUGAGUUUACGAAUCUUCUUCCGCGGAAUUUGAUGUUUUUGUGUGAUGAUCAGGUGUUGUUAGAGAAUUAUUAUAUUUUGUGUAAUUAUGGGAUAGCUCGGAAUAAGAUAGGAAAGAUUUACAAGGAAGCACCAGAGGUUUUCAGAUAUGAUUCUGGGGUUUUGCGGUUGAAGCUCCAAGCUUACCUAGAACUAGGGUUGAGCCAAUCUACUAUGAUAAAGGCUAUUGCUUCAAGUCCAUAUCUUUUGAUUGGAGAUGCCAAUAUGGAUUUUGUUAAGGCUAUGGAAAAGUUGAAGAGUGUGGGGAUCGAAUCCAAUUGGAUUGAGAAGCAUUUAUCAGAGGGAAAUUAUUAUGAUUGGAGCCAAAUGGUUGGACUUCUAUGCUUAUUUAGCAAAAUGGGUUUCAAUGGAGAGCAGUUAGGUGAAUUGAUAAGACAACAUCCUGGGAUUCUGCUUGAGUGUUCAGGGAAUUUGGCACAUUCUUUAGUUGGGUUAUUGUUGAAGUUUGGUUUCACCACGAAUGAGAUAUAUAUAUUUUUUCUGCAGUUCCCACCAAUUGAAUUUGGGAAGUUCUAUAGGAAUUUCAGGCACUGCUAUCUAUUUCUGAUUGAGAUUGAGUUGGAGGUUGAGGAGAUUGGCAGAAUUGUUCGUUCUCACACUGUGCUGCUGGGUUCAUGUGCACUGAAGAGAGUUAACAGUUUACUUGCUAACUUGAAUAUUGGGAAGAAGCGACUUUGUGGAAUUAUCAAGGAUAAUCCACAAGAGUUGAAGAAGUGGGUUUUGGGAUCGAGGGUUGGACCAUUACCAAACUUAGGGGAAGACCUAAGAUCACAGCUACAGAAGACUAAGUUCUUGUCAGACUUGGGAUAUGUUGAGAACACAAAGGAAAUCGAAAAGGCACGCAAGCUAUUCCGAGGCAAAGGAAUGGAGCUUCAAGAGAGAUUUGAUUUUCUUAUGAAAGCUGGUUUGGAUAGAAAGGAUGUCUCCGAGAUGAUCAAAGUAGCCCCUCAAAUUCUGAACCAAUCAACUGAUGUGAUUGAAAUGAAGAUUGAUUAUUUAAUACAUGCUUUGGGUUAUCCCAUAUCGUCUUUAGUGACAUUCCCUUCUUAUCUUUCCUAUACAACUGAAAGGGUUGAGCUUAGGAUGUCUAUGUAUAAUUGGCUCAAAGAUCAAGGAGUGGCAGAACCCAAUUUGGCAUUGAGCACUAUUAUUGCUUGUUCAGAUAAUUAUUUUAUAGACCGUUAUGUAAAUCGUCACCCCAAAGGAGCUGAAAUUUGGGAGAAGUUGAAGCAAAAAAUUUAUUCAAAUUAAAAAAAAAAUUAUUAUAUAUCUAUUACUUGUACUACUUGUAUGGGAUUUUCCAUGCAAAUAUCACCAGAAUGGUGUGAGGAAUGGGAAUACUUGGUCUUGUUACUCCUGCGAGCUGAGAAAUAUAUCCAGCAUUAUUUCUCCAUAUAUUGUAAAUUCAAGCCACUUCUUCUCAAUUCUCACAUGCGUGAACAUAUGGAGCAAAGUGGAUCAGACGCCGAAGGCCUUGGGAGUCAAUCCCUCUGAAGAUAAGAUUGGAGAACAAGUCAAAAGAAGGAAAUGAAGGAUCUGGCAAUGAUGGGUUGUCUCCAUCCGCCAUCCGCCAUCCGCCAAUCAUAUGCUGAAAAUUCAAUUAGAAAUCUUCAAAAACCACGUUCUCUAAUCUAUGGGAUAUGAGAAACUUCAACUUCUGUAGAUGUAAAGCCAAGAAAAGUGCGUCAGUGCAAGAACUGUUUUACUUUUACCUUUAAAAUUUUCAGCCACUCAUGUAUUUUAAUUAUUAUUUGGCUAAAGUUAGUAAGACCCUGAAAAUUUGAAGAUUUUCUUAUCAUUUUGAAAAUUUGAAUCAUUGAAAUGUUUUCUUAA